Triticum dicoccoides is the source of this 971-nucleotide messenger RNA. RefSeq lists its product as uncharacterized. Bases 262 to 873 code for a protein of 203 amino acids. The transcript has 2 exons. Lineage: Eukaryota; Viridiplantae; Streptophyta; Magnoliopsida; Poales; Poaceae. The record is from RefSeq and is a predicted model, not a curated record.
AGAUGGCCUACAUAACGGAACACCGGCACAGCUAGCUGUAUCACAAGGUAAUGAUGAUCAAAUUUCAUUAUCUAUGCCCCAAUUGAAUUGGCAUGUAAUUAUUUUUUCUUCAUCUGUUCAAACACUAACGAGACUAAGAAUCGGAGGCAAAGGGAGCGUUAUGCACAGAAUAGAGAGGAAAUCUUAAAGAGACAACACCAAACCCGUGAGCAAAAUAGAAAUAUUACUGCUGCUUUCGAUGGCAGUAUCCUUGUGUCGCAUAUGCCAACUACUGGACAAGAGGCGGUCACCCAACUGCAGAACAUUGCUGCUGCUUUCAAUUCCAAUAACCUUGUGUCGCAUAUGCCACCUACUGGACAAGAGGCGGUCACCCAACUGCAGAACAUUACUGCUGCUUUCAAUGCCACUAACAUAUGCUCACGUGUGCCAGCUACUCGACAAGAGGCGGUCACCCAGCUACAGAACAUCACAGGCCCAGAUGGUGCAUUACCAACUUUAGGACCAUACAAUGGAUUCAUACAAACAGACAAGGAGAAUAUUUCUGACAAUGAUGAAUCCGAUUGGCUGCACAGAAAUGAUGCGUACCAGAUGCAACGAAGUUCAAGAAGAAUGACACUCACACAACUGGCAGGGGUUGACAACCCCCAACUCAAUACAGUCGUUAAUCUACGUACCCCAGGGGUAACUUUUCAUGAUCAGGGCAACGACCACGGCGAAUAUGCGUAUGGAAUACUGGAGCCCGAUGUCCAGACUGUAAUACUUGAUGGUAUGCAAAAUGGCAGUUUAAGAUUCCUCUACCCCGAUAAUAUGUGUCAUAAGCGUAAUUUACGUGACCUUGUGCAUCAUAACUCUGUCCUAUUCAUGAUUUACUAGACUGCUUGGGAGACCGGAACCUUGGAGAAACUGGUGAUGUUGACCCUGAUGAAGAAGCUAGGAUGUUUGCUAGACCAGGUAGAUUAUUGCUAUCAUGA